Polyodon spathula (Mississippi paddlefish) is the source of this 3342-nucleotide messenger RNA. RefSeq lists its product as uncharacterized. The transcript has 9 exons. Gene Ontology annotation, molecular function: tRNA binding; double-stranded RNA binding; nucleotidyltransferase activity. Gene Ontology annotation, cellular component: cytoplasm. Gene Ontology annotation, biological process: regulation of translational fidelity. The coding region runs from base 14 to 2632 and encodes 872 amino acids. NCBI's taxonomy places the organism in Eukaryota, Metazoa, Chordata, Actinopteri, Acipenseriformes, Polyodontidae. The record is from RefSeq and is a predicted model, not a curated record.
GCGAGUCUCAGCGAUGACUGAGGCACGGGUAGAGAUUGAGUCUCUACAUUUCUCUGUUGGGAUCCUUGGAAUAUCCGCAGGUUCCCUUUUGCUGUUGGUCAAUGGCUACAGUCACACCCAGACAGGCCCAUGUAUUCCAAGCACUGCACUGGGAAUCUUGCUACUAAUCGUUGCUGCUCUCCUGGCCUAUGCAGGUGUGAGACGGAGCCUGAACCAUGCCCCUGUGUUUGUGUCAGUGUUUCUCACCAUCUCUGCCCUCUGGUGUGGCUCAGGACUUGUUCACAUCCUGGUUGGGCAAGGGGUGGUGGUGGGGCAGGCUGGGCUGCGUGAUGCCCUGGUUCCAGGGCUGGUGGCAUUUACCCUGGCUCUGCUGAUAAUAGGAGUGGUGGGGGUCAUGCAGAGGGAGGUAGUCCUGUCGGUCAUCUCCUUCACAGUGUGCCUGGCAUGUGCACAUGAAAUUGCUGGGCUGUAUGAUCGCUCCUUUGGACAGGGGGCCACGGCCGCCAAUUACCUGCUGGUCUGCCUUUUGGGGGCAUACUUUGGCACAGGGCGGAUGCUCAAAUACAUCACCAAGGGCAAGCUCCAGCUACCAGGCACUGGCCUGGUUAAGAUAGACAAGCUAACAGUCUCGCAAGCUCAGGACAAGAACGACAUUGUGAUAACUGGCCUGGUGAUGAACCUGCUCUCAGCCAGCGUCUUCGCCUGCCGUCUGUUGGGGGUGGUCUCCACUCUUUUCCAGGGUCAGGUUCCUUGGCUGUGGACUGCUGGGGUUUACCAGAUUGGGGUGUGCAUCCUGUCUUACCGCUGCCUUGACACACUCUCUGCCACCUUCUACGGUUUCACCUCGGUGCUGAAAUUCGCUGAAGGCUACACCCUCCUUCUGACUGUCUGGCGCCCAGCUGAGCCCUACUUCCCAGUCCCCUUCCCUGCUGUCUUUUCCAUCCUAUUCUUUGUGCUGGCCCUUUUCAUUACGCAGAAGAGUCUGGCAGAUGGGCUUUACCUCCUGUUCUACGUGGCCUAUUGCAUUGCCAUUGCUGCCCAGCCCCAAGGCUUCUUCCAGGGAGGCACCCAGGGAGUCCAAGCUGCCAUUUUCAUUGUCUCUGCCAUCAUGGUACUUGUUUCUCUCCACAACAUGGCAUCACCUUGGAGGAUCCCCACUGGAGAAGGGGUGGUGAAGGCUUUAGUCUCCAGGACCAGUGACUUAAACCUACGAGAGCAAGAUAAGGACUUGCACGCGCCCUACUUGGGUUACUCCAAAUAUGCUGAUGCAGAAGUGCUAGGCCAUGCCUGCAGUGUGCUGGCUGCCUUUGCCAUUACUGCAACCGUCAGCCCAAGUGGACCCCUUGGCAUCGUGAUCCUGCCCUGGGCAGUGGUAGCUGGUGGAGCCCUCCAACUGCUGUCUGGCUCAGUGGCAUUUGCACGGGGCAAGACCCUAGAGAGCACGGCCUUCAUCCUCUAUGGCAUCAUGUGGGUGGUGUGGGGGCUGACCAGAUAUGGCGGUCUUUAUGGGGCCACAAGGGGCUUCAAUGUGGCUGUGGGCAUCAUUUGCUUCAUGCUUUUCAACUGCUUUGUGAUGGUAGGGACCCUCUUCCUCAGCAAGGCCUGGUUUGCCUAUGCUCUAACUUUCGAGCUCAUCCUGAUCAGCUUCCUGCUGGACGCAGUCAAUGCGCUCCCCUUUGGCUACGACAUCGGGGUGACCAUCAUCUUCGGCCUGGUCAGCUUCUACUGCUUCCUGGCCAACCUUUUCAACAGCAGCUUCCAGAGCCCCCAGCUGCCUGUUGGCGAGCCCAUCAUCAAGCUGAGCGGCUACGGGGGCAGCAGUGGCAAGUGUCCCCAUGUCCCUGCCAGAAAGGCUACUUCUGUCCAGAAGAUUGCAGACAUCCUAAAGAACGGUGGCACCUGCGGGAUUCCCACGGACACAGUCUAUGUGCUGGUAGCUGCUUGCAAUCGGCCCGAUGCUGUAGAAAAGGCAUACAAAUCGAAGGUGCAUGCUCAGGACCGGCCCAUGUCCUUGUGGAUCUCAAGCAUCAAGCAGUUAGAGCCAGCCAGACACCUCAUUAACCCACUACUCUGGGACUUCAUGGAGGCAGCCUGGCCCUCCUCCAUCAGCAUGGUCAUCCUGAGAGGUAAAUGGCUUGAGUGCUUUGGUCUGAAAGACUCGGCGAAGUACAUUGGCACCCCUCAAAGCAUCGCCAUCCGUAACCCCAACUGCACCGUCACCACGCACCUCAUCGACUUGGUGGGUCCCAUUGCAGUGACGUCAGCAAAUCCAACAGGAGAAGCAGACACUACCCACCACAACCAGGUCUACGCUAAACUGGGAGAUAAGGUGGAUGGGGUUUUGUGUGACGGGCCUUCCCCGGAGAAUAUUGCCUCCACUGUUGUGGACUGCACCAAGAUAGAAAGCGGGAACAUUGGCUUCUUCAGAGUGGGCAUCUUCCCCAAAUCCCAGGUGCUGCAAAUCUUUGAGAGGGUUCAGAGAAAACACAGAGGAGGAGGAGUGGACAAUACUGCCUUCGUGACUGAUAUCAUUGAGGAGACCACAACUCCGGAGACGGCUCUUCACUCCAAAGGAGAACUUAGAUCUGUGAAGGAGGAGGUCGAACUUCAAGAAGAGGGGCAAGACAAAUAGGGAAGUCUAUAGGAACUUCUAAGGCUAUUAUUUCAGAGAUUCUGCAUAAAGUGAAACAUUCAAGAACAAGUUAUUUGAAGUGGAUACCUGGUUGAGGAUGCUUCCAAGCUAUAUACUCAUAAGAAGUACCCAAACAUACAGGUAUCUUUAUAGUUGAAUAGCAGCUGUUGUGAUAUAUCUGCUUGGCCACCCUAGCCUGACUCUUGUUGCACAGGUAAAAUAAUAUUAUUGUAAAUAAGUAGACCCAGCUACUGUUCUGUCAAUCUCACUCACUGUAUAGACAACUGCCUUUGUAAACACAUGCAAAAAUGAGUGAAGUCAUUAUAGUAUAUGUGGAGGUUUAAUCCUAUGUAAGUUUAAAUAUAAUAAAUAAUACUUGAAUUAAAGGAAGCUUUACAGCAGAUUGUACUUAUAAAGCUAUUCCAGUUAUCAUGUAAUGAUUUUUGAAGUUGUCAAUGUGACUGUUUGUAUAUUUUUAUUGAUAUAUUUAUAUAAUUUUUGUAUUUAUUUUUUAAAGUGUUAAUUCAGGAUUACAUAAAUAAAACACCCACACACUAAAGUGUUUUUUUAGAAAGGUUUGCUAAUAACAUUUGGACAUAACAUAUAAAGGAACAGCAACAUUACAGUCAAAUUGUCUCCAACAAGACCUACAGUUGGAAGUCAAUAGAUUUUUUGAAUAAAGCUUUUAUGUUUAUGUGCAUGUGGUCCCU